UAUUUCCUCCAGCUCAGCUCUGAUAGAAGUAAAGAUGUCUGCUUAAGCUGGACAAUAUUAAAUAUUUAAAAAUAUUCACAGAUAACUAAUCUUUUAAUGAAAAAUGAAUAUUAAUUAUAUAAAUACAUCAUAUUGGUUUUAUUAAUUUCUAGGUUUGGAUGUCUGUGAACCUUACAGCAGCUUCUGAUUGGUGAAAAGAACAUGUGAUGUUACUAAUAACAGGUCAGGGUCUAAAGUGGGUCGGGCUGAGGUAUAAAACUCUGCCCUGGGCCUAAAGCCCUGCAGAUGUAUUUUGUUUCUAUGCACACCAACAACAAGUAAAUAACAGCAGCUGAUUGUGCUUUGUUCCUUACACUGUCAUGAGAGGAGUCCGCCAGACUCUUCCUCUGUCUGUUCUACAGCAUCGGCAUGGCCGGCCAGGCUAGAGAGGAGUUCUGCACGAUCACACAUAAAACCACGAGCUCUUCCAGCUGAUUGGGUCUUUGGUAACUAGUGACAUCAGUUCAGUUCAGUUCAAGUAUUUCAUACGUCUUUCCUAGUGCCAGAACUCCCGAUCCAGUCCCAGCAUGUCUGUUCCAAAGUACUUCUACUCUCCUCCUGCAGCCUGCCGUCUCGCCCAACACGCUCGUCCGCUAGCCAGUGGCUAAUCAGUGUUGUUUACUUUAUCCCCACAACACUUUACUAACGGCGAUGUAGUUCUCCACGUGUUACUGAGACGCUCUGACACAGAGGGUUUCUUCUCAAACGUUACCUUUAGGCUUUGGUCUCCUUAUGCUGGUGAUCCAUGUGAGUUUACACGCAGCGUACACGGCGUCUCCCCGGCUCUAGCCAUGGCUAACUAGUAGCUCGGUAGCUCGUGACGCCCAUCUCCACCACGCCAGCCAUGAGCCACGAUUAGCUGGUGGAUAAGUCAGCAUUGUUGGGGCGACAGUGGCACAGGAGUUAAAUGCUCUCCCCGUAAUUGGAAGGUUGCAGGUUCGAGCCCCGCUCAGUCUGUCGCUGUCGUGUCCUUGGGCAAGACUAUUAACCCACGUUGCCUGCUGGUGGUGGUCGGAGGGACUGGUGGCGCCAGUACUCGGCAGCCUCGCCUCUGUCAGUGCGCCUCAGGGCAGCUGUGGCUCAUCCCCACCAGUGUGUGAAUGUGUGAAUGACUGAUUGUGCUGUAAAGUGCCUUGAGGGGUUCCAGGACUCUAGAAGGCACUAUAUCAAAUACAGGCCAUUUACCAUUUGUUUACUUGAUCUCCAGCAUGUCCCUGGCUCACCAACACUCCUGAACCAGCCGUAGUUAAUGAUCAGUCAGUGAUCGCUCCACAUCCAUAUAAGCUGGUAGCAACAGCCAGUUUGUUUACAUCGAGCGGUGCGCUCCAUGAUCCACGUGAAAUGGGUGUUGUGGGAAAUUAUGUUCCCCUGAAAUUAGGGCUGAAACGAUUCCUCGAGUACCUUGAAUAAUUCGAGUACAAAAAAUCCUUGAGUCAAAUUCUCUGCCUCGAGGCUUCAUUUAAUUCAUGUUUAAUUAAUUCAUGGCUUUGCAAUCGCCCGUGGUCAUGUUUCACCCGGACCAACAUAAGUGACGCACAUACACACUGAACAGAAUGCACACGCGAGUAGCGAAUGUAACUUAACUUUCUCUUAAGCCAUGGCGGACAACGUGGACCCCGGUGGAGUGCGAAAAAGACACAAAAUGUCAAAGGUGUGGGACCAUUUUUCACGUCGUAAGGCGGAAAACGUAGUCCAGUGUAAAAACUGUAAAAUGGAUUUAGCCUACCACAACACCACAUCCUCAAUGCUGCAACCUGACCAGGAAACAUCCACAUGUGAACGUCACUUCUGCAAGCGGACUCGGAGCCUCUACAAGAUGAUGCAUUUUAGCCUGUAUUUCUAUAUAUUCUGCGGACACUGUGUGACUUUUUCAUUUGUAGCACUCAGUUUCAGCUCACACCGUACGUCUGGUAGCAACACGUCGGACUUAAAAUGUGCUAAAAAUAGCAUUUUUUACAUCACGUCGGACUUUUUACUGUGUUAUCGAUGUCCGUUGUCCCUCAGCAUUGCUGCAGGAGGACACAGGUUUUAUGAGCGGCGGAGGAAAACGAAAGAACGUAAAUAAAUGAUUUGUGAUCAGUAUAAUUUGACAUAACCACGGCAAACAUGCUUUCGACAAUCCUUGUUACUGUGAAACAAAAAAAGUGUAGAAAUAAAAACGAACGUGUGUUAAUAGGGAAACAGCUGGCGAGCCAAGUUUGCUCAUGCGCCGUGAGCGGUUCUGGUUCUGUUUGGGCCGCAGCCGCCCGCAUUUGUUUACUGUGAAGUAAGUUGAAGUGCUGAAGUUUUGAAAACUAAUUUUGAAUAAAACUUGAAGAAUAACUGGCAAUUGCUUUCUCAUUUCAAGAGGUCUUUCAUAUUUUAUAACAUGCUAUUUGAUGUAAUGGUUUAAAAACGCAAAAGAGUAAUUUAUUAGAGUUCUCGAUUAAUUGAUAAAAGAUUCGAUGGAGUACUCGAUUACAAAAAUAUUCGAUAGCUGCAGCCCUACCUGAAAUAUUCUGUUUCCCUUAGGCAGUCGAGAGCAAAUAUUUCCAAAUCCACUGAACUUAUUGUCCAUUAUGGAGGACUGAACUACCGUAAAUCCUCUAAUACAGGCUCGGGCCUGUAUUUGACUCAAGCUCAUCAAGCUCCAGGCCUUUAUUGGAAGGAGGGCCAGUAUUAGAGGCAGGCCUCUAUUUCUAUUUGAGCAAAAUGAACUAAUGGUUCACUGGAGUUUUUGACAAUUAAAAGUGCGCCCACAUUUUCAAAGUUAAACACAUUUCUUUUAACAACGGUAGUUCCUGCUUCAGCCCUCUCCCCCCUCCUCCUGCGCAGCGGCCGCAAACUCACUGAUGCGCCUGCAGCCUCUCGGAGUUCCUGCUGCUCUAAACAUUAAAAUAUUUAUUUCAUUUUCUGUUCCUCACUUCUGAUUACCUUCAAUGGUGUCUGUUUGUUGCAACAGCAGGUACAAAAACUAACUUGUUUUUAUUUGACUAUUUUUCUGUCCUGCCUGUUUAUUAUCUUCCUGCAUCUCCUCUCAAUCCUAAAGAGAAACUGCUACCUGGGUUCAUAUAUAUUCACCUCAUGAGUUACCUUUGAACUGCAGUUCUAAAAGAUCUACCGACCGCAAAAACAGCGGAGCGCUUGCUGUUUGGCGGCCGUAUCAGUGAUCAGUGCGUCGGAGGAGAAGGUGAUGCGCGCAGCGCCCCGCUCCACAGCAUGCAGCGAAACACAUCAGGCGCAAAUAAAAGACAGAAAACAUUAAAGGAAAUGAACUGACAUGAACGAUCGCGUGUUAAAUUAGUUUUUGAGGUGGCGACACCUGAUUGUUACUGUGGCCGUGCUCAGGAGGCAGACCUACCGACCGCGAAAACAGCGGAGCGCUCCCUGCUGUGAUCUGUGCGUCGGAGGACAAGUUGAUGCGCCCCGCUCCACAGCAGCGAUACACAUCAGGCGCAAAUAAAAGACAGAAAACAUUAAAGGAAAUGAACCGACAUGAACGAUCGCGUGUCAGUACCUACGGUCUGGCACUUGAGUUUUACCCCCAAAAAGGAGAAUGUGAUCAUACGAUAAUUCAAUAGGGAGCGUGGUUUCACAGACGCGGAAGUGAUAGCGUCGGUGCUCUAGGAAACCCCCGAGCGUUCGAGCGUCAACGAAGUGACACGGAAAUGCCGGGCUUUCCAGAAGUAAGUAAGAUAACUUACUAUGAGCUGAUAGUUCGUUGGAUUGAUCGGUACGUUGGAAACUCUGAUCGUGAAUCUGAAGAAACGAUGACUGAGUGGUGAGCUGGAAAGGCGACUUCCGUUUAUAGCCGCGGUUUGUGACGUAGGUGCAACGUUAGGGAAUCCCCGUGAGGGGCAUGCUGGGAGUCCCUACUUCACGGAUUUUCACCUAUCGCGGCCAGGUCUGGAACGCAUCUACCGCGAUAAACGAGGGAUUACUGUAGUUCAUACACCCCCUACUGCUGCUCCCCAGAGUGUUCUACAGCAUAAUCAGCACGUUCUCUUUGAACUUGAUAGUGUAAUGACCUGGCUGGGGUUGUAAGCCAGGUGCAUUCUGGGUAUUGUGUUAUAUGUGUUUCCUAUCGUUCUGCUAGUUCCUAUGUGCUGAUUUGCGUGUUGUGUGAGUGUUAUGUAAGCCACAGGGAAGGUGAUGUGUGUUCUGUGGAGCGGGUUGAAUUAGCAUGGUUAACUGACACCGUGACUCUGUGUGGUAGGAGCGUGAUAGAGGAUCGUAUCUGUAGCGUUACAAAGCGUUGAAGAAAAAGCCUAAAAAACGUCUGCGUGAACUUCCACUGCCUCCUGCUGGUUAAUUUGGGGACUAUACUUCUGCCCCUGGGACGCUCGUACUUGCUUGUUACCACAUUUCAUCCGGCCACAAUAAGAGACCGGCCAUUAUUUACCUCCGCUGACUCCGACACCGGCCAGAAUUGGAGACCCGGCCUCUAAUUGAAUACCGGUCUGUAUUAGAGGAUUUACGGUACCUCAAAUAAAAGAUGUUAAACUGAGUGAGAUUACAUCUUUUUACAUAACUUCCAAAAAUUAUAAAUAAGCUUGCUGCAAAAGAGUGAACAAGAAUGUUUUUACUAUAUGUUUUUUUAAUUGUUUUUAGGAGGAAAUACAGAUAAAAAAUCACAAGCAUAACAUUAUUACAUUACAUUACAUCAGUUUCCCGUAAAAGUUGAUCACAAAUGUUGUGAAAAUAGCCAGAAGUGCGAUCUCCCAACACGGGGGACAGAACAUUUCAGGGAAACACAAUUUCUCACAACACUGUCCUGACCUCUAUGGAACUAGGAUUGGGACAAUAUUCAGCGUAACUUGUACCAAGUUUUGUAACUUUGAACAUGUUUCAUCACAUAUAACUUUGCAUUCGUAACUUGUAACUUUGGAUUCGUAACUUGUAACUUUAGUUUUCUAACUUGUAAUUCUCAAUUUGUACUUGUAUUUCUUGUUUUGUAACAGGAACAUUGUAUUUUGUACAUGUAUUUUUUAUUUUGUAAAAUCAAACUUUUAUUUUGUACAUUUACUACUCAUUUUGUAACAUCAAACAUUCAUUCAGAAACAUGAAACUUUCGUUUUGUAACUAGCAGACUUCCAAACUGAAAUAAUCAAGGUACAAGUUUGAAAUCAAAACUCUCAAAACACACAUUUCAUUCUACAGGUACAAACCUCAAAUCUACAGUGUUACAGAUCUUUUUGUCUCGAUUCUAGCGUCAGUGGGAGGAACUUGGAUGGAACCAAUGAGAGCAUGAGUCUUAGCUACCAAUCACGUUUCUUGAAUUCCUGUCCAAUCAUUGGGAGAGGAGGGCAGGGUUCUGUCAGAGCUGUAGAGAGUUAUGACACUCCAAUAGACUCCUAUGGAACGGGGAAGUCACGUGGUUCAUGUAGCUUCGAAUAGUUCCAAACAGUCCCGCUGCUGCAUUGACUGUAUUUCAUUUUCAGUGUUUCUGAAGGAUUUUCUCCGGUAAGUUGACAAAAUGUCAUCAUUUUGUUGCAAUGUGAAGCAUUAGCUAACCGCUUCGUACCAAAAUAAGCCAAUGACGAUAUUUUAUGUUCCAAGUUUUAGCUAGAUAACCUUUAAUGAGCUAACUGUGUGCAGCUGUGUUUAUGUAACGGACGCUGAGUCGCGUCCUUCAGUCUUUUAAACGAGGAAAAUAACAAACCCGCAAAAUGGUUAAAAUUAGCUUAUCGAUACAGUAUCAGCUACGCAGUAAAUGAACACGAUGGAAGCCCAUUAGCUGUGGGUUAUAGCUCAGUACACAGCAAAUUGAAAAGUGUUACUUUUCCAGAGUUUGAGUAUGUAGAGUUAUAUUUUUUACACUGCAGAGUAUAUUAAUAAUUUAAUACACUUCCCGUGUUGAUAGAGUGACUCCUACUGGUGUCAGUUGUUUAAGCAGGAUUGGUGAAGAGUUUUUCCUGUCCUUACUAGCUCUCUUGGUGUUCAUUUGUGAUUGAGUCUCCACGGUUCUCAUUUCACGUAUCGUGCGUGUUUACGUCAUGUGUGUCUGUUGACGCCGACGCCUGCAGGCGGCCAAAGGAAAGUUUUUGGCGGGACGGUCCUCCAUUUGGUUUACGGAGCGGUGGAAGAAACAGUGAUUUUCCAGACAACAUAGCUUACAGGUAAGGCAUAUAUUGAUGGAAUUUUAAUUUCGAAGACAACGUUUAAUAAACUGGCCGCUAGAACUGGUACAUAUUGUCAUCAUUAUUGCCUGGCUUUUAGUUUAGGAGGAACUAAUUUGCUGUUGCUAACUAAAGACGACGCAAAAUAUGUAUUUAUACACAACUCUCAAUUUUAAAAUGCAGUAAAUAAAUGCCAUGGAAGCUGUCUUUAACUGAAGCUAUUUAGCAAGAAACCCAGGGAAUACUUUAUGUUGUAUGCCAGCAGUAAUGGAAAAUGUGCUUUGUAGUGAUGGGACGAGCUAAUUUAACGUAGCAGUUUUUUCCCCGAAAUACUAGUUUUCUUUUUGAAUUGCAGUUCUGCUGACUCCCGCCUUUACAUGCUUUAGCAAUCGUGGAGAAUGUGUUUAUUCCCAGAAUUUUUCAUAAAGCUAAUCCUAAAAACAUUGAAGAAAAGCUUGAAGACCCAGGCGGUGUACACUCUAGUGGCGAGCACGUUUACAAAUCAUCCAACCCAGGAGUGGCACUUUAUUUUCCGCCUAAAUGGUGACAUUUUCCCUUCGGACUUAGUAAGCUAGCAAGAGUUGCAAAGCAAUUCCCCACCAUGGACAACAGAGGGCGUUGCGCUUUUCUGAAGAAUCCUGCCACCAUUAUGAUUGAUCGCUGCAGUUCUCCGUCCUCAGUCUCCAUCAAAGUUAUUUGAAAAAAAAAAAAAAAAAAAAAAAACGAGUUUUACAUCCUUGUCUGUUAGUGCAGCCAGCCACCCAGCAAGUAGUUACCAUUUUACUGUAAAAUCAACUAAAUAAAAGCAAUAAAAGGCAACAGACAGGCUUCUUAGCUUCACCGGAGUUUCAACGUGUAUAAACGGUCUCAUUCAAUUCAAAGAUACUUUAUUAUUUUGCCAUCCAUCAUGGUGAACGAGCCGAUCCCAUGUGUGGCGUGACGUCACAUGCAAAGGGUCAAUACCGACGCAGACAGAGAAGUAUAAAUCCGGCUCAAAGACUGAAAACUGGGUGUUUCUUUGGAAGGAGCCUUGAAAAGCUAAGUAGGAGCAAUCGAUUUCAGUUGGGGAAACAAAAUAAAUCUGGACUAAAGAUGAGAAGGUUUCCACUGUGCAAAGGAAUGCAUAUUAAGGUUAUUGCUAUAUGCUGGCUGCUGUGAUUCUUUUUCUUUUUUUCCAGACGAUGCUUUUCAAAGUGCAGUAUAUAGGGAAAAAACGCUAUAUCAAGCUCAAUGGAGCCUCAUAUUCUACAUUCCUCAGUCAAGCCAAGGAGAAGUUUGGCAUCCAAGAUGAUAAAAGGAUGUAUCUUGUGGAUGAAACUGGGACAGAAGUAGAUGAGGAUGUCUUUACUGAUGUUCUGGAGGAGAAAUCAGACAUUAUCUGGACCCUCGUUGAUGCCUCUUCUGUAGAAGAAUCUUCGGUGCAGUCCUCAUGCACAGACACGCUCUCCUUGUCAUCUUUUUCAUCAGACAGCGAGUUAUCUGUUCUGUCCCCUAAAAGACGUCGCAUUGAUGAAACCACGAUGAUGUCCCCAAGAAGAGAUCAAAAUGACGACGCUUCUUUUCAAGCCAAAGAGCUUGUUGAAAAACUUCUGCAAACCAAGCCAGGAGGUGAGAAAAUACUCAAAGAAUACAGACAAACAAGAGAGGUUAAGGACCCAUUACGGCGGAAGUUGGUCAACAUGGUUGUAUCGGCGAUGAUUGAGCAGUAUGGGACUGCUCCACCAAUGGAUGUAAGGACACGUUAUGCAUUAGGAAUCGUCACCCUGUUUCCCUGUCUGAAAGACCCAUACUCUGAAAAAGGAUAUGAGCACUUUUUUGAUUCCAAAAGUAAUGAAGGCUACAUCGCUUGGAAACUAAAAAACAUGCAGCGUGAACUCCAUGGUGGCAGGAGAAGGAGCAGCACAAGUAGAGAUCCAUCAAGCAACAGAGGACCACAGUUUGGAAGACCCGUGAAUGCAGAGCAUCAGUUGGAGGGCGAUCUGUGCAGAGAGGCCAUUUCCCUGCUGAGACACAGCACAGAUGAAAGCCAGAUCUUCUUGAAAAUGGAACAAACAUUUAAGCACAGACAAGAACUAAUUCAGGAUUCAGAGAAGUGUGAGACCAUCCUUAGUGUGUUCCCAAGAUUCCUGGACACAAAAGGCCUGGUGGUACAGGAUUUCCAGAUGAUGUUUGGAGAAGAAGUCUCAUCAAAACUAAUGGAAAAAUGGGGAACCUCUUUGAAGGUGAAAGUCAUCAAAGAAGCCAACAACCUCACAAAGACACCGGUACUGGAGUCUCUCAUUCAGUCUGCAGAGGAGAGCCCAGAAGGAAAUGAUGAAUCAACUUGGGACAGUGACAUGGCAGCUCUGUUAUUGCUGGUUUACCUCCUACCUCCACCACCCGGUGGGAAGAAGAGACCUGUAAAGAUCACCGUUCGAGAAGCUCUGAGCCAUGUUGUCCGCUUUCACAAAUCAUGCCGCAACCUUCAAGAGACGACCAGUUCAGUCCAGGGGAGGCAGCCCUACAUUCUGGCGGUUGGAACAACACGUUGCACCAUCAAUGACUACUACAUUGUGGUGGAUGGUCAGCUCAUUCCCUGCAAGGCUAAGUCCUCUAUUUCAGCCUUUGACAAACUUUUCAAAGCGCACUAUGUGUUUGGCAUCUCUUACGAUCAGGCCCUGCACAAUAUGUAUACAUUUGUGCAGACCACCAUUUAUAAUAUAGAUGUUGGUCUGUGUCAUGAAAGUCCUAGGGUGAAGGAUCUUAGAGCAAAGCUCCUCAACUGAAUCAGCUACACAAAAAGAUGCUUCGAUGUUUUGUUUGCAAGUCUACCUUUUGCACUGUCAAAGGCUUGGUUCGGCAUCUGAAGUUUUCUCAUGGAUUUUACCCUGGUUUGAAAUUUAAACUGUUAUGUGACCAAGAUGGAUGUUGUCAGAGGUUUUGCACCUUUUCAGGAUUUCGAAAACACCUUCAGAACAAGCACAGAGCUAGAAUUGUAGAUAAUUUUGAGGAAAAAACUAAAUCAGCAGUAAAUCACUCAUUUGAGCCAUCUUGUGCUUUUGAAGAGCCAUCUUGUUCUUCUGAAGAACAACCACAAAGUUCAACUAGCAGUGAAAUGGAAAAAAAAAAUACUCAAGACAUGUGUGCAUCUGUGAUUGCAAAUCUUCUAGGUUGUGGUGUUGCAACCAGUAUAAUAAAGUCCGUUGUUCAAAAUGUGGAGGAACUUGUAGAUGAAAUUCAAACAAAUAUCAAAGAAGAUCUUCUAAACAUAUGUUCUGACAAUGAGGAUUUGAAUGUCCAGUUGGGUAAUUAUUUCAAAAAUCUUGAGAAUCCAUUCAGUAAUGUUAACACAGAGGCAAAAUGGAAGAAACAUUUUAUAGAGAAAUGGGGGGUUAUCGAACCCAUUGAGAUUGCCCUUGGUGUCCGAUAUGAUGCAAGAAGAAAUCAAACCUCUUGUACAUAUGAUCAGGUUCCAGUAACAGAUAAGUUUGUCUACAUUCCCAUAUUAGAGACGUUAAAAUUCAUUUUUUCCAACAAAGAGAUAUUUAGCAAUUUUGUUCAGCCUUCAAAUCAACAUUUUGUGUACAAAGAUUUCUGUGAUGGAAGUUAUUUUAAAUCUCAUCCCCUCUUCUCCAACAACGAAAAUGCUCUCCAAAUUCAGAUUUUCUUUGAUGAGUUUGAAACAGCAAAUCCACUUGGGUCAAAGCAUGGCAUUCAUAAAAUUGGAAGUAUUUACUUUGUUCUUAGAAACCUGAGUCCAAAAUUUAAUUCUGCUCUCAUGAAUAUCCAUCUCAUUGCACUAUUUCACAGUCAAGAUAUGAAAAAAUAUGGCAUUAAUGCAAUCUUGGAGCCCCUGGUACAUGAUCUCAAAAUCCUUGAGUCCUCAGGAAUCACUCUUCCUUUUUCCAAAAGUCCAGUUCAUGGAACAGUUGCGCAAGUCACCGGGGACAAUUUAGGUUUGCAUACACUGCUUGGAUAUGUUGAAUCUUUCAGUGCAAACUAUUUUUGCCGUUUCUGUUUGACUGACAAAGAGGUCUGUCAAAAACUUUUUACUGAUGAUGACCCAGACUUGACCCUUCGCAGUAAAGAACUCCAUGUUCAGCAUUGCCGUGAUAUACAGGACCCUGCAGUAACAUCAUCAUUUGGGGUGAAGAGAAUGUGCAUACUCAAUGAUCUGCAGUAUUUUAAUGUUUCUGACAACUAUGCUGUAGAUAUUAUGCAUGACAUAUUGGAGGGAGUAGGGCAGCUGGAGUUAAAGUUGCUGUUUGGAUACCUCUCAGACAACAAAAUAAUUUCCAAAAAUGAGGCAACUGAAAGAAUGUACUCGUACAACUAUGGAUUUCUUGAACGAAAAAACCGUCCCAGCAGAAUAAACCUAGAGCAAAUGAGUAACUCAAUAGGUCUAAAUGCUAUUCAGACAUUUUGUUUGAUCAGGAAUGUACCACUGAUAUUUGGAGAUGUAGUUCCAGAAGGCAAUGCACACUGGAGACUAUUGCUACUGCUUCUUCAAAUAAUCAAUCUUGUGUUUUCACCAGUCAUUACAGAAGGCAUGACUGUAUAUCUGAAGCAUCUCAUUAUUGAUCAUCAUACGCUAUUCAAAGAGCUGUACCCACAACAGAACCUCAUACCCAAACACCACUUCAUGACACAUUAUCCUCGAAUCAUACGAAAAAUUGGCCCAAUUAUUCACUUUUGGUCAACCAGAUUUGAGGCCAAGCACAGGUUUUUUAAAAACACUGUAAAAAAUUUCAAAAACAUUACCAAGACUUUAGCUCAAAAACAUCAAAUGGCAAUAGCAUACCACUGGGAGUCAUUGCCUUUGAAAAGCAUUGAUUCUGGACCUGUUAACACAGUAAAAAUAAGCGAGUUAAGAAAUGGUGACAUGGUGGCUGAUAACCUGCACGUUAACAUGAACUAAGAGGUUGAUGUGGUAUCUUGGGUUGCAUGUUAUGGAACUGAGUAUCGCCCUGGACUUGUUGUGUGCUCAAAGAUUGAAGGGGGAAUACCAGUAUUCAGUCAAAUAAGUGAAAUUAUUGUUUGUGCUGGGAAAUAUUUUCUGGCAGUGGAACACUUUGAGACGCUAGGAUUUGCUGAGCAUUUUCACUCGUACCAUGUGGCAAAGGGAAGUGAGUUUGAUACUUCUCUGUUGAGGGUUGAUUUGUUGCAGUUUUUCAAACCAUUUGAUCUUCAGACAACUUACGGUUUUGAGAGGAAUGAUUUGUUCGUGGUUCUUGUGCAUGUGCUGUUAUAGCAGACAUCAAAAAAGUAAAAGAUAUUUUUGUUUUAGGAUAGGUCCAGUUUGGUGGGUGAAAAAGCACUUUUGUUUUAGAGACAAUUGCACAACACCUGUUUAUGAAACAGAUUCUGCUUCUUUGCAUCAUUUGUUCCUCAUUUUGAGAUUCAUUGUACAGUAAACAUGAAGACUAUAUGCUUAAGUGACUGAAGGAUGUCCUUUGUUUUCUCACAAUUUUUGUGACAAAUUGUAACACAUUUUAGUGUUUCCAUUUUCAAAUAAAUAUUUGAAAAUUC
This is a messenger RNA of Nothobranchius furzeri (turquoise killifish), 11645 nucleotides long. RefSeq lists its product as uncharacterized. Lineage: Eukaryota; Metazoa; Chordata; Actinopteri; Cyprinodontiformes; Nothobranchiidae. The record is from RefSeq and is a predicted model, not a curated record.